Molecule: messenger RNA, 3118 nt
Organism: Zeugodacus cucurbitae (melon fly)
Lineage: Eukaryota; Metazoa; Arthropoda; Insecta; Diptera; Tephritidae
Exons: 11
Coding region: 347-3103 (918 amino acids)
Biological process (GO): transmembrane transport
Cellular component (GO): membrane
Molecular function (GO): transmembrane transporter activity
Source: RefSeq, a predicted model, not a curated record
UUGCAUAGUUCAUGGCUCUACACAACAAAAACAAAAUUUAUACUAAACUAUCUAAUAAUCUCUAUAAUACACGCUCUAAAGCAAAUAAUGUCAGACGCUCGGUGUUAUUUAUAAUUCUAAAGAUAAACCACGUUGCUUAUAAGCUUAUUUACGUUACGAAACGUUGCGCUGGUGACAAUUACAUUUGGUAGUUUAAGAAUUGAUUAGUGUAGUGAUAACCGGUGACAGGUGCAGUUUGCCGGACUUCGUGGAUCUGAAGGGGAUAACUUAAAAAAUUGUGUGGAACAGGGAUAUAAUUUAUUCUCUAUAUACUUCGCGUUUUUUGUUUCAAUAAUCAUAAAAGAAGAUGUUACCACCAAAGACACCCCUGCUUCGUAAACGGUAUCGUAUGCAGAUAUUGAUGGCGCUUACAUAUCAUAUUAUGAACUUCGCACACGGUCUUGGCAUUGGAUGGGUGUCCCCCACGGUGGAAAUAAUACAGUCGCCCGAUACACCUUUGAGUUUUCCCGUGACCGUUGACCAGGUAUCAUGGAUUGGUUCACUCUUCGGUUUCGGCUUUUUGAGUGGAAAUAUACUAUUUGGUCUGACUAUAAAUCGAUUUAGUCGCAAAUUGAAUAUGUACUUAUUAGCUUUCCCUCAUAUGCUAUUUUGGAUCUUAAAUUAUUUUGUACAAAGUGUGGAGUAUCUGUAUGCAGGGCGAUUCUUUGCUGGUGUCACAAGCGGCGGUUUGUUUGUUGUCGCGCCGAUUUUCCUCAGUGAAAUUGUAGACAAAGAAAUUCGUGGUGCACUCAUGUCCAUGGGCAUGAUGUUCCUUAGUUGCGGUGUGCUCAUUGGCUUCAUAUUGCCCACAAAAAUCGAUUACUACCUUACACCGUGUAUUGCACUGGCGCUGCCCAUACUUUACGUUGUGGUGGUUUGUUUCUUCCCGGAGACACCACAAAGCCUCCUGCGAAGUGGGCAACUGGCCGAAGCGGAAGCAGCUUUUAAUUUCUACAAAGGCGUUGACUACGAAAAGAAACCACGAACGAGCAUAAGCGUUGACGAAUCGAAAACAUCAACGGAAGGGCAAAGCGAAUUUGAAGAUUUAAAAACGAUAAUUUUGACCGGUGACGCCAACGUGCCCGUAAAACUACAUGACUUUUUUGAAAGGUCGGCGCUCAAGGCAUUUGCUCACACCUUUGUGCUCUGCAUCUUAUAUCAAUGGUCGGGGAGUUUCGCCUUCCUCAACUACAUGACUUCAAUAUUUGCCGCUUCCAGCUCUACAAUGGAUCCUUAUUUGUCUACCACAAUUGUGGGCGUUUCGCAUAUAUGUGGAACAUUAUUUGCCACCUUGUUUGUGGAACGAUUUGGUAGAAGGGUGCUGUUGUUCUGUUCCACCACAGCCAUGAUUAUUGGCAUGUUUGGGUUCGGUGCUUUUGAACAGUUCGCCGGUGCGCACACGAAGGAUCAAUAUGCCACGUGGGUGCCAUUUGCCUUUAUGCUAGUUGUGGUUUUCACUUCCGCCAGUGGACUCUUUGGAAAUUUCUUCACCAUGGUUGUGGAAAUAUUGCCUGUGAAGAUCCGUGCCGAGGCAUUAUCGAUAUCGAUGUGCUUUGUGAGUCUUCUAGUGUUCGUGAUCUUGAAGAUAUACCCUUAUUUCCUAUUCGAAUUGGGUAUUCCUGCCACAAUGUACACCUGUGGUGCAAUAUCUAUAGUUACCACAAUAUAUUUGUAUAUAUUUAUGCCGGAGACGAAAGGAAAAUCAAUGGACAAAAACUAUUAUAUUGUGCUCUUUUCACAUGGUCUAGGUAUUGGAUGGGUGUCCCCCACGGUGGAAAUAAUACAGUCGCCCGAUACACCUUUGAGUUUUCCCGUGACCGUUGACCAAGUAUCAUGGAUUGGUUCACUCUUCGGUUUCGGCUUUUUGAGUGGAAAUAUAUUAUUUGGUCUGACUAUGAAUCGAUUAAGUCGCAAAUUCAAUAUGUACCUUUUGGCUUUCCCUCAUAUGCUUUUUUGGAUCUUAACUUAUAUUGUACAUAAUGUGGAUUAUCUGUAUGCAGGACGGUUCUUUGCUGGUAUCACCGCCGGCGGUUUGUUCGUUGUCGCGCCUAUUUUCGUCAGUGAAAUUGUAGACAAAGAAAUUCGUGGUGGACUUAUGUCCAUGGGCAUGAAUAUUUUCAGUUGCGGCGUGCUCAUUGGUUUCAUAUUACCCACAAAAGUCGAUUACUACGUUAUACCCUGUAUUGUACUGGCGCUGCCCAUACUUUACCUUUUGUUGUUUUGUUUCUUCCCGGAGACACCACAAAGCCUCCUGAGAAGUGGACACCUGACCGAAGCGGAAGCAGCUUUUAAUUUCUACAAAGGCAUUGACCACGAAAAGAAGCCACGGACGAGCAUACGCGUUGAAGAAUCGAAAACAGCAACGGAAGGGCAAAGGGAAUUUGAAGAUUUAAAAACGAUCAUUUUGUCGGGUGAAGCAAACGUGCCCAUUAAACUACAUGACUUUUUUGAAAGGUCAGCGCUCAAGGCAUUUGCUCACACAUUUGUGCUCUGCAUCUUAUGUCAAUGGUCGGGGAGUUUCGCUUUCCUCAACUACAUGACUUCAAUAUUUGCCAAUUCCAGCUCUACACUGGAUCCUUAUUUGUCUACCAUAAUUGUGGGCGUAUCACAUAUAUGUGGAACAUUAUUCGCCGCCUUGUUCGUGGAUCGAUUCGGUAGAAGGGGGCUGUUGUUUUCUACCACCACCGCCAUGAUUAUUGGCAUGUUUGGGUUCGGUGCUUAUGAACAGAUCGCCGAUGCGUACACGAAAGCUCAAUAUGGCAAUUGGGUACCACUUGUUUUUAUGCUAAUUGUCGUUAUCAGUUCCGCUAGUGGGAUCUUUGGAAAUAUCUUCACCAUAGUGGUGGAAAUAUUGCCUGUGAAGAUCCGUGCCGAGGCAUUAUCGAUAACGAUGUGUUUUAUGAGUCUUCUAGUGUUCGUGAUAUUGAAGUUAUAUCCUUAUUUCCUAUUCGAAUUGGGUAUUCCUGCCACAAUGUUUACCUGUGGGGCAAUAUCUGUAGUUACCACGAUAUAUUUGUAUAUAUUUAUGCCGGAGACGAAAGGAAAAUCAAUGGACGAAGAGUAAAUGUUUUGUAAAAUA